GUUUAUCGUGUAAUUACCAGCGUAUUACGUUACUUUAGUCGCCAUUUGUUACCCGGAACACCUGGAUUUUCACUUUUCGGGUGAGAGGGAUGGAUGUUCCUCACCUCACCGAGGAUGAGAUGGCAGAGAUUAAAAAAGACGUCCUGACCAGGAUGCGUCACUACCUCUGUGAGAGGAUCCGAGCCGAUCGCCACCUGGACUACCUGCGCUCCCGCCGGAUCCUGACGCGGGACGACGCCGAGGAGAUCAGCUGCAGGACCACGCAGACCAAGAGGACGGCCGUGCUGCUGGACAUCCUGGCCGAGAACCCCCGCGGCCUGGACGCCCUCAUCGACUCCAUACGGGAGCUGCGCUCGCAGAACUUUAUCAUCACCAAGAUCACAGACGAGGUGCAAAGGACCAAGAACGAGAAGAUGGAGUCUCUGAGAGCUGCUGCUUCCAGCUCCCCAUCCGACAGCAACCUGAGCACUCUGACUACAACCACUGACCUCCUCUCAACGUUCUCCAACAACUCUACCCUGCUGUUCCACCCGGACGGGGAGCGCAGCCCCUCCUCCUCCGACGCCGCCGCCUCGCUCAGCAUGGCGUCGCUACAGAAGCCGCCGUCCCCGGCCGACGCCAGCGUCUGCGCCGUCUCCUCCACCGCUUCCUGCAGCCUGCCCAAGCCCGGCGACCCCGGGGCCCCGCCGCUGCCCGACGAGCUGGGGGCCGACGCCCCCUCCAACAUGGACGCGGCCGCGCAGGGAUGCGCCAGCGCCGGGGGGGACUCGAACUUCCAGCCCCUGCGGUCGCGCUCGCUCGCCCCGACCUCUCACAGGAGCAUCUUCUAACUCGACAUCCUCCCGGGACAGUUCUACUACAGCAGAGCGUGUGGAGACAUUAUGGGAUGAAGUAAUUCUAAUGGUUCCAGCCUGUUGUUCUAGUUCUGGUGUCGCCUGUGAUGCUGUAAUGUGUGUUUUCAAACUGGUUGACGUGUGAAUGUGCAAAUGUAUAAGAACCGUGCUUAAAUAAAAUGGCACCUACAGUGAA
Betta splendens (Siamese fighting fish) is the source of this 1029-nucleotide messenger RNA. RefSeq names its product BCL10 immune signaling adaptor (gene bcl10). The coding region runs from base 90 to 830 and encodes 246 amino acids. Gene Ontology annotation, biological process: positive regulation of extrinsic apoptotic signaling pathway; canonical NF-kappaB signal transduction; adaptive immune response. Gene Ontology annotation, cellular component: CBM complex; cytosol. The transcript has 3 exons. Lineage: Eukaryota; Metazoa; Chordata; Actinopteri; Anabantiformes; Osphronemidae. The record is from RefSeq and is a predicted model, not a curated record. Gene Ontology annotation, molecular function: protein kinase B binding; transcription coactivator activity; kinase activator activity.